AUGUCCUCCUCCCCCUCCGCCGCCAACCUGCUCGCGCUCCUCCGCCGCAACGCCGCCUCCCCGGCAAUCGCGCUCCGACUCUUCCUCCACCUCUCCUCCGCGGCCUGCCCUCCCCCGCCGCGCUCCACGUCGUUCCUCGCCCGCCUCGUCGCCGCGCACCCCGCCGCCGACGCGCUCCUCCCGCGCCUCCACCGCCACAUCCUCUCCUUCCCUGACCCCUCCCCCCACCUCCUCGCGCUCCUCUCCUGCUCCGACGUCCUCCCGCUGCGCCUCGCCAUCCCCGCCUUCCGCUCCCUCCGCGCGCUCGCGUCCGCGCCGCCGCCGCCCACCCCCGUCUACAACCGCCUCAUUCUCGCCGCGCUCCGCGAGUCCCGCCUCGACCUUGUCGAGGCGCUCUACAAGGACCUGCUCCUCGCCGGCGCCCAGCCGGACGUCUUCACUCGCAACCUCCUGCUCCAGGCGCUCUGUGACGCUGGCCGCAUGGAGCUUGCCCAGAGGGUGUUCGACGCAAUGCCCGCCAGGAAUGAGUUCAGUUUUGGGAUCCUGGCGCGAGGGUACUGCCGUGCAGGGGGGAGCAUUGAUGCUCUUAAGGUACUUGACGGAAUGCCGAGCAUGAACCUCGUGGUUUGCAACACGGUGGUCGCAGGGUUCUGCAAGGAGGGCCUGGUGGAGGAGGCUGAGAGGCUGGUGGAAAGGAUGCGUGUGCAGGGGCUGGCACCAAACGUUGUCACGUUCAAUGCGAGGAUCUCUGCACUCUGCAAGGCUGGGCGGGUGCUGGACGCUUACAGGAUAUUCAAGGACAUGCAGGAGGAUUGGCAGCAUGGGCUGCCAAGGCCUGAUCAGGUGACUUUUGACGUAAUGUUGAGUGGGUUCUGUGAUGCUGGGUUUGUUGAUGAGGCACAGGUUCUGGUGGAUAUUAUGAGGUGUGGUGGUUUCCUGAGGAGGGUUCAAAGUUACAACCGCUGGUUGUCAGGGUUGGUGAGGAAUGGGAGGGUCGGCGAAGCGCAGGAGCUUCUGAGAGAGAUGGCGCAUGAAGGAAUCCAGCCUAACAGCUACACAUACAAUAUUAUCGUCUCUGGGUUGUGCAAGGAGGGCAAGGCUUUUGAUGCGAGGAGAGUAGAGAAUUUCAUUAGGAGUGGUGUGAUGUCCCCAGAUGUUGUGACUUACACUAGUUUGCUUCAUGCCUAUUGCUCAAAGGGCAACAUUGCUGCCGCCAACAGGAUUCUUGAUGAGAUGGCACAGAAAGGGUGUGCACCAAAUUCAUUUACUUAUAAUGUUCUGCUGCAGAGUCUUUGGAGAGCUGGUAGGACCACAGAGGUAGAACGGUUGUUAGAGAGGAUGAGUGAGAAAGGAUACAGUUUGGAUACAGCAGGCUGCAAUAUCAUUAUUGAUGGAUUAUGCAGGAAUAGUAAAUUAGAUGUGGCUACGGGCAUUGUUGAUGGGAUGUGGGAAGAAGGAAGCACAGCUCUUGGCCGACUGGGGAAUUCAUUCCUUAGUGUAGUUAGUGAUUCUUCCAUCAGCCAAAGAUGUCUUCCUGAUCGUAUCACAUAUUCUAUUUUGAUAAGUGCAUUGUGCAAAGAAGGCAGGUUUGAUGAAGCCAAGAAGAAAUUACUUGAGAUGAUAGCGAAAGAUAUUUCCCCUGAUUCAGUUAUAUAUGACACCUUUAUUCACGGGUAUUGUAAGCAUGGAAGAACCUCUCUGGCUAUUAAGGUUCUGAGGGACAUGGAAAAGAAAGGUUGCAACCCAAACACAAGGACAUACAACUUGUUGAUUCGGGGAUUUGAAGAAAAACAUAAAUCAGAUGAAAUCAUGAAACUGAUGAGUGAAAUGAAGGAGAAAGGAAUUUCUCCUAAUGUGAUGACCUACAAUAGCUUGAUAAAGUCCUUUUGUGAACGAGGAAUGGUUAACAAGGCCAUGCCUCUUUUGGAUGAAAUGCUAGAAAAUGAAUUAGUUCCUAAUAUAACUUCUUUUGACUUGUUGAUCAAGGCUUUUUGCAAGAUCACAGAUUUCCCUUCAGUGCAGAUGGUUUUUGAUGCUGCUUUGAGAACAUGUGGGCAGAAGGAAGUGCUCUAUUGCUUAAUGUGCACUGAACUCUCGACUUAUGGUAAAUGGAUUGAAGCCAAGAACGUUCUAGAAAUGGCACUUGAAAUGAGGGUCUCUAUCCAGAGUUUCCUGUAUAAGCAGAUAAUUUCUGGGCUCUGUGAAGUUGGGGAGGUGGAUCAUGCACAUAGCCUUCUCAAGUUGUUAAUAGCUAAACGACAUUUGUUUGAUCCAGCAGCAUUCAUGCCAGUGAUAGAUGCAUUAGGUGAUAGGGGAAAGAAACAGGAUGUUGAUAUGCUGUCAGCAAAAAUGAUGGAAAUGGCUGACCGUAAUGAUGGUCUUGGAACUGAUUCUGGUAGGAUUACCCCUGGAAGCUGUAAGCAUGAGCAUGAAAGGAAUGGUGAAAGUGAUUGGCGUACUCUUUUGCACAGAGAUGACAGUGCCCACACGAUUAUGAAAAUUACAAAGAGAGUGAGGACAGGAUGGGGUCAAAGAGGCAAUGUAUAUGAGCAUAAACAGCAACGGGGUGAUGACUUUUAUGUACUUGAGAACACUGGCUAA
Molecule: messenger RNA, 2601 nt
Organism: Miscanthus lutarioriparius
Lineage: Eukaryota; Viridiplantae; Streptophyta; Magnoliopsida; Poales; Poaceae
Source: the annotation of a GenBank genome assembly